UUCAUUUAGCUUAUGUCAAAUUUUUGACUUGUUCGUCCUAAACUUGCUCAAACCGUGAUCAAUAGCAGGCUAAUUGAGUGAUAUAGAUGGAGUGUCCUUGGAAGAAGCCAUGGGUGGUAUUGAUGGGAGCAAUAGCACUGAUUCAAUUGUAUGGGAGUAUCAAUAGCCAUGGUUGCUUUACAGAAGAGACGAGGUCACUGCUUGAAUUCAAGGCUGCUUAUUCUAAUGAUUCAUUGCUUCCUUCUUGGAUGGAUGGCCCUAACAACAACUGCUGCGAUUGGAAGCGCGUCACUUGUCAUCCCUCUUCGGGGCGCGUCAUCCAUCUCUCACUCUAUGCUCUCUAUAAACUUGGUUCUUUGCCGGAUGACAACGGAGAAUAUGACUGUGAUGGCUCUCCAACCUUAAAUGGGACCAUGUUUCUGUCCUUCAGAGAACUGACAACUCUUAAUUUAUCCUACAAUUGUUUUGGAGAAUUCAUCUCGAAGCCCGAUAAUAGGAGCAUGUCAACAUUGAGGAGUUUGGAGACAAUAGAUCUCAGUUACAAUAACCUGGACCAGAGCAUAAUUGAGUUCUUGUGUGGUCUCACAUCCCUGAAGAAUUUAAUUCUUGCCGCUAAUAAUUUCGUCGGUAGUUUUCCUGGUAAAGGAUUGUGUAGAUUGAAGAAGCUUGAAGUGCUAGAUUUGGGUGGUAAUGAUUUCGAAGGAACUUUAGAUGAAUGUUUUGGCAACUUGACAUCCCUUCGAACUAUUGAUUUCUCAUAUAACGGAUUAAGUGGGAGCAUCGCAACGCUACUUUCAUUUGUUAGCCUUGUAUCACUAGAGUAUAUUUUACUUGGUGGUAACGAUUUCAACGGGCCUUUUACAUUACCCAUUAUUGAUUCAGAAUAUCAUAUGAAUCAAGUGCAUACAUUGGACAUAUCAAAAAACCAGAUGGAUGGCCAGCUCCCCGAUAACAUAGGCUCCUUUUUCCCACAUUUAGAAUAUUUGGAUGUAUCAAGCAAUUUGUUUGAUGGCCAUAUUGCCGCUUCAAUUGGAAAGAUGCCAAACUUGAGAGUGUUGAAUAUGGAGAACAAUAACUUAUCUGGAAACAUAUCAUUGUUAUUUCGUUUGCACCGGAAAAAUAAGACCUUGAAUGAAAAACCUCGGCUUGACACCUUAAUUGCCUCCAGGAAUAGCUUUGAAGGUCCAAUAACUCAUGACAUAUGCCAACUUAACCUUCAAGUUAUAGAUCUCUCUCUCAAUAGACUAUCUGGCUCUAUACCCUCUUGUUUCAACAUGUCAUCAACACAAUUCAUUGAUUUGAGCGACAACAGAUUUAUCGGUACUAUUCCUGAUAGCACUUGCUUCAAUAUGUCAUCAACACAAUUCAUUGAUUUGAGCUACAACAGAUUUAUUGGUACUAUUCCUGAUAGCAUUUAUAGGGUUGAGUCUUUGAGGAUACUUUCGUUGCGUGGAAAUCAACUGCAAGGCCAACUUUCUAGUCAAAUAUGCCGUUUAAGAAAUCUUCGCGUCUUAGACCUUUCAAACAAUUACUUCACCGGAUCCAUACCUUCUUGCUUUGAUAAGAGCAUGUUUUGCUCGGGCACAGAUACAAUUGCAACUACUAAGGAAAGGAUUAUUUCGGGUUUAGAUUUGUCGUCUAAUCAAUUGACAGGAAAGAUUCCUUAUCAAUUAGGAGAUCUCAGUGGCAUUAUUUUUCUCAACUUAUCUCACAACAAUUUGAAUGGAUCUAUUUCUGAAAGCUUCCACAAGCUAUACAGCAUAGAGUCCUUAGAUUUUUCAUAUAACAAUCUAAGUGGACAAAUUCCUCUUAAUUUACACGACUUGACUUUUUUAGACAUCUUUAAUGUGUCCUAUAAUAAUCUGUCAGGUAUAGCACCAUCCAAUGGACAAUUUGAUACCUUCGAUGAGAGCAGUUACCAAGGAAAUCCGUAUCUCAUUGGAGUCUGGAAUAAGACAAACCGAAAAAUCGUAGCACCGUCACCAGCCCCAACUCCAUUUGAAGGGUGGAAGACAGAUAAUUCUGCAAUUGAUUCCACCUCCUCCCGUAGCAGUUUUUCUGUAUUCCACUUCCCAAUGCUCUUAUUAUCAAUGACUAUGCUUUGGAUAAAUCUCUACUGACAAAGAGAACAUCAUUUAAUUUUAGGGCAAGAUGGCUAAAAAUUUCUACAUGUAUA
Molecule: messenger RNA, 2176 nt
Organism: Arachis duranensis
Lineage: Eukaryota; Viridiplantae; Streptophyta; Magnoliopsida; Fabales; Fabaceae
Product: receptor-like protein 9b
Exons: 3
Coding region: 87-2120 (677 amino acids)
Molecular function (GO): protein binding
Source: RefSeq, a predicted model, not a curated record